UUAUAUUGCUAGCGCGAAUCUAAAAUCUGUUUCCUUUCCGAUCUAGAAUCUCGAUCUAAUCAAUCAAGUCAAUGUAAACAAACUCGUCCCGGUGGAGAAAAACAAACUUAGAAAAAUAGAAUUUGUGUAGUUUAGACAACUUUGUUAAAACACUAUGGCCAGCAGCAAGAGUAUGAUUGAAGCACACGCACAGGUCAUAGAGAAUAAUUUUAAAGAAUGUAUCAAUUCUUGUUUUGAAGGUGUCUUGGAUGUUGGUCAAAACUUAUCAGAAUUCUCAUUACUGGAUAACAAAGAUUUUGUAACAACCACAGAAAGUAUGAUGAAGGGAUUUAUAGAAAUGGAAAAAGAAAUGCAGCAUCACAUAGCAGCCUUGAAGGAUGUUAGGACUCUGACCUCAUCUGAAGGCAUAGAUGUCAAUUUUCUGGCAGAAUUUGAUAAAAAGUUGGACCAUUUGAAGAAAAGUAGUGAAAAUGAUUACAAAUCUCAUCCAAAGUAUAAAGAGCUGGAGAAUUUUUUUAUGGAUGUUGGCUCAUUGGAAGAGCAAAUUGCAGCACUCCGCGUCAAGUUGACAGCAUCAUCCAGCAAUGAUGAUAUUGAAGUGACUGAAGUAGAGAUCAACACAAAGUGCCCUUACACAGGCCAGACUAUAGUGUUUCCUGUGCGAAAUAAACACUGUGGUCAUGUUUACGACAAGGCAGGCAUAACUAAUUACAUUAGCUCCCGGAAAGCCAAAGCAAAAUGCCCAGCUGUGGGUUGUGGCAAUAAGAACCCCAUCACUGUUGACAUAUUGGAAGAGCAUACUGACCUGAAAAAAUAUAUCCAACUGGUUGGCAAAUUGGAAAGAUUAAAAGUGAAUGAUAAUUUAGAUCAUUCAUUGGAUGUAUAACAAAUGCAGGUAUGUCUUUGUCAUCUGGCAAGAAUUGAGAGACUUUCAAGUUGAGGCUUAUGAUAGAUUUCAUCCUAUUCUAUUGGAGGUUUGACUUGGAAAUUUCUUGUGCAAUCUCUAGUGCUGGAGAAUGUUGACAUUAACCUAGCUAAAUGUGUACAUACAGAAUCAACAUGCUGUGUACAUACAGAAUCAACUUGUGCUCAUACAAAAUCAACAUUCCCCAACCAUGUGAGUCGACUAGAAAGCUAGAAAGCGACCUUCCUCUGCAAUGUAUUUAUGCAUACAUAUUCAUUUAAAUUAUAGAUAAAAACAAAGAACAAAUGUGAAAUGUUUAAAUUUCAAACUGUUUAAUACAUAUUUUUUAACAAAAAUAAUAAAUUGUGUUUAAUACAUAGAUAAAUUAUUAAGAGGGAUUUUUGGCUUCCCAAAUGAAAUGUUUCAUUCUACUUUUUAUUUUGUAGCUUAAAGGUUACUAAUGGACACUACAAAUGUAUAUGCCAACUAUUUAAACUUAAAAUUUGUAUAUAGCUUUUCUUCAAACACUUUUAUCCAAUUCACAACUAAAUUUUUUUUAAUGGUGGAGAAUUUUUAGAAAUCUGAAAUUUUUUGAUAGUUUAAAAAAGUUUAAAUGUGUUUUUGUAAUUAAUAAAAAAAAACAAGAUGGAAGUGGAUGGUGCUGUAGGUAUGGUAUUUUGUUUCAUUUCAAAUCUUUUUUUUGCUAGAGGUGUCUAAUAAGAUCAUUUCAAAACAUUCUUUUAAAGUUGACAUUUGUAUGUCUUCCCCCAUGCAAUUCUAGAUUCUACCCAUCUGAAAAUUUGACAUACCAUUUGUUGAUGUCUUUUGCAUGACCAAAAAAAGGCCAGCUCUACUGCCUCGCAUGUCUCUUAAUACUUGAGAAUCAGUCCUUCCCAACCCUUUUUAAUUUAACAUUCAUGGGUUUCAGAAUGUAAGAAAACACUUGGUUUUGGGUUCCAUCCUGUACCCCACUGGAAAACUUACAGUGCUCCCUUUGGGAGGGGGUGAACAUCAAUUUUAAAUUUUCUUAUGGCAUGUUACUAAAAGUUUGAGAAACACUGCCUGAAUGGUUACUUUUGUUAAAGUUUUUUUUUUUGCUUCAACAUGCACAGAGAAAUUAAGUUAUGAAAUAUCAUUUACGACAGAGAUUUUUAAAGACUGAGUUGUUUUUUCACCCAUGAUCAAUGCAGAGUAAAAGCUUGGAUGAGUUGUAGGUAUGAUUGUGUUUGGGUUCAAAACUUCAAAUCUGAAAUAUGUAUUUAUAAAAUGAUGUGAAUUAUGUAUAUUUUAAAUAUGUAUAUUUAAAAAAAAAAACUUGUUUGGGAAAAAAUGUAUUUAAGAUAAUAAAGCUUACAGCAGUAUUUUUUGUUAA
Molecule: messenger RNA, 2276 nt
Organism: Biomphalaria glabrata
Lineage: Eukaryota; Metazoa; Mollusca; Gastropoda; Planorbidae
Product: E3 SUMO-protein ligase NSE2-like
Exons: 6
Coding region: 155-886 (243 amino acids)
Biological process (GO): double-strand break repair via homologous recombination; protein sumoylation
Cellular component (GO): Smc5-Smc6 complex; nucleus
Molecular function (GO): zinc ion binding; SUMO ligase activity
Source: RefSeq, a predicted model, not a curated record